AGUAGAAAUAUUCCUGGAUAUAAAUCAGGCUUAUUGGAUAAAGCUAAACCUUAGAUGUCUACUAUUUUACAAUAAAAGCAACUUUUGGCGAUUUCAACAAGUUGUCCCCGUAUCUCUCUUCCUCCGAAUUCCUCCUCCUCCUCCUCCUCCUGCCGUCGAUGGUUCUAAUUGGUUUUUCGGGCGGCAGCAAGCUGUGACGUCUCUCCGCCCGAUGACGUCACACACAGACCUGGCCAGCCGCGCGCCUGGGAGGGAACUAGUUGUUGGAGUGGCGAGAGCGCGGCGGCACUUCAUCACGUCCGGAGAGCACCAGCUGGAGGAAAUAUUCACCUGAGCGCCGCCACGACGAAUUCACCAGGACUCCCAUUGCUCUGUUUGAGGACACCCCGUCGGACUCCUGUGUGCUGUCCCGAAGACAAACAAGUUUAUUUAGCCCUUUUUAAAACUAUUAAAAAAAAAAGAACAAUUGUGCCAGAGACGCCGCGUGCCUGGUUUCAUUAAAAGGACCGUAAAUCCACGGCGAGACGUGACUGCUCCAAAAUGAUCGGACUGCUCUGCUUGGUCGCGUCGAUACUCGCUGCACCCGGGGCGUCGGGUCAGCGAGUGAAGGUGGAACGAGAGGUGUCGUCGUAUCCUGGCCAGACUGUCAACCUGCGCUGCGCCUUCACAGAUGCUACUGGGACUCAGCUCACAAUGGUCACGUGGAUCUACGAGCCCAAGGACGGAGAGCGGAUCAACAUCGCUGUGUUUCACCCCAGCUUCGAUCCCAAUUACCCCGACUCGCCCGUGAAGGGCAGAGUCAGCUUCAGUCCCAGUCCUUCAAGCAUGGAAAGUCCCUCCAUCGCGAUAACCGAUGUGAGGAUGACCGACGAGGGGAAGUACAUCUGCGAGUACGCCACCUACCCCAGAGGCAACGAGCAAGGCAUCACGUACCUGGUCAUGCUGGCUAAGCCUCAGAACUCGGCCUCCAUCGUGACAGUGCUAGCAGGCAGCACACCGGUCGUUGUGGCUCGCUGCGAGUCAGUCGACGGCCGCCCCGCCGCAGAGAUCUCCUGGGUGACCGCUGCCAACGGCAACGCGACUACGCUGACCAAGCCGGGUGCCGACAACACGAUGACUGUGACCAGCGAGUACCGCAUGGUUCCCACAGCGGCAGACAACGGGAAAGACCUCAGUUGCGUGGUGGUGCACAGGACGCAGGUCAAACCAGAGAGCUUUGUGUUGAAGCUAGCAGUUCAGUACCCCCCCGAGGUGACAAUAGUUGGUUAUGACAACAAUUGGUAUGUGGGUCGCACAAAUAGGGUGCUCACCUGCCAGGCUCACGGAAACCCUCCUCCAAUGACCACCGAGUGGAAGACCAUGUCAGGAGAGAUGCCGUCCAUGGUGCAGAUCACCAACAACGAGCUGAAGGUGUUGAAAGUGGACGACUCUGUCAACACCACUUUUGUCUGUGAGGUCAGCAACCGCAUCGGAACCGGCAGGGACCAGGUCUCGGUUGUUGUCAGAGAGCCCAGGGUGAACCCAUCCAAUGCCGGUGUGGUGGCAGGCGCUGUGAUCGGCUCCCUGCUGGCCCUCCUUUUGGUCGCCGCUCUCAUCGCCGUACUUGUCACCCGUAGCCGCAGGCAACAGCAGGGUUACCGCGCCAAUGGUGGCAGUGACAUGAAGACGCGCAUGUUUGGCGGCAAGAAGGCCAGCAAGAACGGCACGAGUGGGGUCAGCGGCGGCGUCAUAGGCGGCAACAACAACGGUCCCAUGUACGGCUACAACGAGAGCUCGUCCCACCAGGGCCUCGGAGAGAAAACCAACCACCAGCACCAGCCGCUCACCAUUGGGGGCCGGCCUGAAAAUGUUCCCACCGCACCCACCGCCCAAGACAUCCUGCUCAGCAAUGAAUUGGACGACGUGGAAAGGAGGAAGUUCGAUGAGCUCGAGGCGGAGGAGAGGUACGACCACUUCACCGGAGGGGCCCCCAUCCUUCAGCUUCGCCCACACGACCAGGACGACAUGAUUGGAGAUUACAUGGAUGACGACAUGGAGUCCCAGCGGGAUGGCUCAGUCAUCUCACGGACUGCUGUUUACGUAUAGAAGAGGAAGGGAGGAGGAGGAGGAGGAGGUGGAGGAAGAGGAGAAAAAAUGGAGGGAUGGAGGAUUCCAUGCGAAGAUUUUUUGGCUGUCUGAUAAAGAAAUUAAUUCCAUUUUAGUUUUGAAAAUUGAUUUUAAACAUGGCCUAUUAUCAAUCACAGUGCAGCCCCACAAUGAAAAGGAGAGUUUGGAGGGAUUCUCUCAAAGCCGCGUCGCUGUAACUGAACUGAAACUCAAACCAUGAAAAGGAACAACUUGUGUCACACUUCUUCUGCUCAUGCCAUCACUGGGAUCUUGACAAGGACUCUUGACAGACUAAAACUGAGAAACUGUGUUGCGUAGGAGUAGAAUAAUGGAUUCACGAUACAAGCUUUGCUUUAAAGGCGGCGGCUCUCUUGCAUAUUCACUCUUAUCUUCACCCAAACUGUAGAAGUGGAAGGGGUUGUCAAGCAGUUACAUGUUGCCUGCAACCUCCUGUGGGACACCUUUUGAUUUGGUAAUGCACUGAGCUAUCACAGCCGGUGUGUUUUCAGUAGCUGGGGUCGGGAGGGAGGUUUUAAAGGUAUGGACCGUGGCCAUCAGGUGAUUUAGAGGGAACAAAGAAUUUGCUCUCAUCUGCUGGUGAGCUUUCAUUUCCACUCCCUCUGCCUUCCCUUCAAACCUCGGCAACAGUAGACGCGCUCAACUUAACAUUUAAAAGGAACACUAGGUUCUGAUGCACCAGAACCUAAUGCUUUGUUUAAUUCAGAGCAUCUGAAAGUAGGUUUCCACGGAGUUUGGGCAAAGCUCUCAUCGAGGCAUUCACAUGCAGAACUUUUGUCCUGUGCCUGGAGGUAAGAGGUGGUAAGCGAGCGAGUGAGGAGUAAUCGAUCUGACGGGGUCAAGGGAGGGAGAGCGGCAUGCAGGAGGACUAGAGAGGAGCUUGUCUGUUCUUUUCUCCUCCUCCUCACCCUCGUCUCUUCAAAACGCUCCCGACAGGAGGAGUUUGAUUGGUAAUGAGCCGUGAAGUUGCUCGCUUAGCUGGGACCAACAGAUUGCCACUACUUAUCAUUUAUGACGUGGCGAUUGCUCCCCCUCCCACCCUCUAUUUCUCUAUCGUUCAUUUCUCCCUCUCCCUCUCUCUCUAUCUCUCUCUCUCUCUCUGAGAGUUUAUGGGGAGUUCAUGAUUUAUCGGGUAGUGUCGGGGUCAGGGCCACGGGGAGCACUGUGGUUUUUUACUGCUCCCGAUGUGUCAAACGCCCUACCUACUCUAUUCCAUCCUCGCCUUCCCUGACAUGCUAGAACUGACUAAUCCACCUGGAGUGACCAGUGUGAACUCCACCGCAUGGAUGCCACCGUCUCCUCCCACACUGUAGUAAGUGUGGGAAGAGACGCAAAGGUUGCGGCCGCACCAACUCUCCAGGAGUCGAAUGGACUAACGGGCAAAAAGCAAUGAGAUGGCCCUUUCCAUGAUGCCGCUUCAAGGCCGAUGGUCUCCUGAUUGUUAUUUAUCCUUCUAACAAGCCACGGGAGGCCCGCUCAGACUGAUAUUACUGCGUGGUUACUGCACGCUGCGGCCUUUAAGGCGGAGUCUUUACAUUGGCAUGCAUCACUGUAUUUAUUUAGGCACUGGAGGCUUGUGAUGGACAAUCUGUAAGAGAAGGCCCAGUGUAGCUCCUUUUUAAUCAGGAUUUUCCUUGCCUUCUAAUCAACUAACCUCUUGACCCACUGGGAAUCGGGGGAGAAGAGCUUUCUGACUGUUGUUCCCUGUUGUAAAAACAGGGUUGCAGUUCGCUGCCGGUCGCGAGGUCAAAUGCAUGGUGACCCUUUGCCAAGAGCAAGGAGGACUGAGCUUGCCAGCAUUUCCUGUCUUAGCCGAUAUAAACCUUGAGGUGAGAAACCCUCGCGUACAGUUCAAGUACCUGUAUAGGACGAGGCAUUGCUAGUUUGCCAUAGUGAUGGCUUUUAACCUUUUUAGAGAGGCAGAGCGGUGAGAGUCACAGGGAACACAUGACAGAUAACGGAUACGGCUUUCAGUGUUUGAGCCCCGUCUGGCAUAUCGAAAGCCAGUGUGUUCAAUAGGAUUAUUGUCUUAAUGGCCUUUUACAUAAAUGCCACUUCUGUCAACCUGGGGUACAGUCAAUUUACAGGACACAGCUGAUUUUACACAACCACUCUAAAGAUUUAAAAAAAGAAUGCAUUGACUUAUUUUUGCACUAGUUUGUGUGUCACUGCAAGAGAAAUAUGAAUCGUAUGAAAUCCUUGGUUUUGUGGGUGAAAAUAGCAACAAAGCUGUGUAUGUACAUCUUGGUGUGAGGUAUCGUGUACUAUAUAUGUAAGCAUCUUUAUUUUUUUUGUGAAAAUGUGGAUAUUUAUAACAAUGUAAAUAUCAGAUGGAUGGAGCCAGUAUUGCCGGUGUUGUGGAAGUACACACAAAGGUGUUGUCUGUCUUUUAGGCCGAAACUUCAAAUGUCUCAGAUGGCAGUCAGAAUGUAAUUUUUAAUCUAAUGAUUGCCUCGGUGGUUUAGAUGUUAAAACUUGUUGGACAGACUGAGAGUUUCCCUAAACGGUCAAUUUGUAUUGGUGAAAAAAAAAAGCGAUAAAUGCCUGUAUAGUGAUUUGUUAACAUUGACUGCAUUUCCACAUAAUAAGCACAGUUUUUUUGCACAAUUGGCUUCUCUCCUUAGUCACGACAGACACGCAGCACAAUGCAAGAAUACCCACAAUACUCAACAUUUAUUGCGUGGACCGUAACCACACAGGUCUGUUUUGUGUGUGUGUGUGUGUGUGGAGUAGUGUGUUUUCAUGAUGCUCGGAGGCUUUGGGUUAUAUCUCCCUGCCGUUGGGGCUGUAACCCGAGUAGCCGCCCUUUGUCACCACGGUAAAACUGGCCACCUGGAGAUAUUGCUGUGCAGUUUGAAGACACACUCUUAUACGCAGAAUGCAGAGAAACAUUCGCCCACACACAAACACCCCUCAGUCACUCUCAUUAUGCUCACUCUCACAGCCAAACUGUCCAGAAGACGCGUCAUACCUGACAAGUCUGCCUUCUCCUGACAUAAGCCCACACAAAUGUGCUCCCAUAGCCCCACACACACACACACACACACACACACACACACACACACACACUUCUCUUCCUGUUCAGUGGCUCUGUCAGGACAUAUACAGAGUCCUCUUACAGUGAAAAGAGCUGCAGCGUGAUGUGUCCCCCUGCUCCACUGCGUUUGUAUUCCUCCAAAUGGUCCAACCCCAUCGGGUAUCGCCUGAAUGACCCAGCGGAACAGCGACAAACACCCAUUCAGGGGCACACCUUUCACCCUGUGUCUGAAACUGGCUUUUUGGGAUUGUCGGGUCCCUUUUUUGUUUCACACGGGGAAUAUUGCUUUCAUAACAAUGCUGCCACGCUGACCUGCUCCCCCUCCCGAAUCACAUCAAAGGCUUUUAGAGUCGCACAGCUUUCCUCCUGUCUCCAAAAUGUUGUUUUCGUGCUCUAACUUCAGCAACCUCUGCGACCGCCUCCUCUCUCUCUCUCUCUCACUCACACACACACACACACACACACACACACAUCAUUGGCACCCACCUGAGCACCAAGUUAGGCUUGUUAGUACCAAAUGCUUUUGGAGAACAAUCCUGGCUCGGGUCUAGCCCAGGGGUUAGGCAGUUAAAGUACACAAUGUAUCCCCACACACACACACACACACACACACACAGUCCUAUUCCGCUGGAAUAUGUUCCGCUCCAAACAAUUGAUGACUAAUCAAAGCCUUAUUAUCUCCCAUCUCACUUGCAUAAAAGAAGAAAAAAAAGAACUUCCCUGUGUACAUAGUAUAAAUAUAUAAAUAUGUAGCAGAGAAAAAGAUAUUACUAAUUUAUGGUGUCACGUUUGUGUAAUUCUGUGACGGCAAGCAUGAAGGAUUUAUUUUACCCUUUUUUUAGUUUCCUGUGUUUUCUGUUAUUUUGCAGUGCUUUAUCAUGUUUCUGAGUGCUUUAUUCUUGACUGCUGCGCUGUGAUUGCGGCCAAAACUGGCAAAUGUGCUUCUUCUAUACAAAUGAACUCAACACACAACAAAACAGUUUUAUCCCAAAUGUGCUUUUAUUAUCGACUGCUCUGUGUAAAUGUUACUUAUGUUUUUUUGUAAUUUUGUUUUUGUUGAAUUUAUUUUGCUGCUUGAAAAAACUAAAUUAGAAUUGUCACCAUUUUGUCUUUCUAUAUCUUUCUUUCGUAUUUGGUUGCUAUUAAAGGUUUCUUGAUUUUUGAAA
This is a messenger RNA of Pungitius pungitius (ninespine stickleback), 6327 nucleotides long. RefSeq names its product nectin-2. Bases 541 to 2085 code for a protein of 514 amino acids. NCBI's taxonomy places the organism in Eukaryota, Metazoa, Chordata, Actinopteri, Perciformes, Gasterosteidae. The transcript has 7 exons. The record is from RefSeq and is a predicted model, not a curated record.